Panicum virgatum (switchgrass) is the source of this 799-nucleotide messenger RNA. Its product is annotated as early nodulin-like protein 1. NCBI's taxonomy places the organism in Eukaryota, Viridiplantae, Streptophyta, Magnoliopsida, Poales, Poaceae. Bases 51 to 797 code for a protein of 248 amino acids. The record is from RefSeq and is a predicted model, not a curated record. The transcript has 2 exons. Gene Ontology annotation, molecular function: electron transfer activity. Gene Ontology annotation, cellular component: plasma membrane.
UCGAGAAGCGGCAGCUCGAUCGCGACGCGGUCGGCGGCGUUAGCGGGGCCAUGGGCGGCGGCGUCGCGUUCCCGGCUGUCGUCGUCGCCUGCGCCGCCGUCUUCCUCGUGGGCACUGCGUCGGCGUCCUGGCACGCGCAGGUGUUCGAGGUCGGCGGCGCGAGAGGGUGGGAGAAGCCGGCGGCGCCCAGCGACGAGAGCUACGACCACUGGGCCGCGAGGAACCGCUUCCACGUCGGCGACUUCCUCCACUUCAAGUACGACAUGAACGACUCGGUGCUGGUGGUCACCCGCGACGACUACAAGCUCUGCGGCGCCUCCAGGCCGGCGCAGCGGUUCGACGGCGGGGACACCAGGUUCUGCCUCGACCACGGCGGCUCCUGCUACUUCAUCAGCGGCGCGCCGGGCCACUGCCAGGCGGGCCAGCGGAUGAUGCUGCGCGUCCUGGAGCAAGGGCGGCAGGAGGGCGGCGGCGAUCCCGCCCCGCCCGCGGAGGCGCCCGACGACGCCAUGGCGCCCGGCGGCGAGGACGAAGGCGGCUCGUACGAGCCGUCGCCCGGCUCCGGCUCCGGCAGCGGUGGCGGGUCGUCGAAGCCGGGGCACGGAGGCGGCGGUUCCGGCUUGGGGUCGGGGUCGGCGUCCACGCUGCCGCCGCGCGCGGUGGCAGGCGCUGGUGGGAACGAGACCAAUGGCGCUGCGCCAGCGCGUGCACCAUCCUCGUUUGGUGGUUGCUACCGUUACCGUCACGUCGUUUGGGCGGUUGCUCUUGAUGCCAUGCUGCUAUUCCUGGCCGCUUGACU